GUGGGAAGGGAUCACCGCCUGCCUGUGCUGAUGGUGGCUGCAGAUCAAACUCACCCUCUAGAACUGGUACGGCUGGUCCAUGAGCGGGUCACUAACUCUGAUCUCCUCUUCCAGUUGCAACCUGCCUCCAGGUGGAUCCCAGUGCAGAACCUGCAGCAUCCUUAACUCUUGGCACUCCUGCACUUAGACCGCAAUGGCAGGUCGAGGUGGAGCUGCUCGACCGAAUGGACCAGCUGCUGGAAACAAAAUCUGCCAGUUUAAACUUGUGCUCUUGGGGGAGUCGGCGGUGGGGAAGUCCAGCCUUGUUCUGCGCUUCGUGAAAGGGCAGUUCCACGAGUACCAGGAGAGCACGAUUGGAGCUGCCUUCCUAACACAGACAGUCUGUCUGGAUGACACAACAGUGAAGUUUGAAAUAUGGGAUACAGCAGGACAAGAACGGUAUCACAGCCUGGCACCGAUGUAUUACCGAGGUGCCCAGGCAGCCAUCGUUGUCUACGACAUCACUAACACAGACACAUUUGUACGAGCCAAGAACUGGGUGAAAGAGUUGCAGAGGCAGGCUAGCCCCAAUAUUGUAAUUGCACUAGCAGGAAACAAGGCAGACCUUGCUACGAAGAGAGCUGUGGACUUCCAGGAUGCACAAACAUAUGCAGAUGACAACAGCUUGCUGUUCAUGGAGACGUCGGCAAAGACAGCGAUGAAUGUGAAUGAAAUCUUCAUGGCAAUAGCCAAGAAACUGCCAAAAAAUGAACCCCAGAAUGCUCCUGGUGGGCCAGGUAGGAAUCGGGUGGUUGACCUUCAGGAGAGCAGUCAGCCUAGCAGGAGCCAGUGCUGCAGCAAUUGAGCAGCCGUUCCUGCCUGACGGAGCCAUCGAAUGACGUGACUGGAAUCCACGCUAACAAUCGCACUUACCGUAGAGCGGCUGGGGGGGGGGGGGGGGAUUUCUCCAUCCCUUUCUGAUCAUAGGCUGGAGGGAGUUCUUCCACCUGCACCUUUCUGUACAAAUACUAAUUCAAUUCUAAGUCUUAAGUCACUUUUUUAAUAUAUGAACUUCUGUUCUUCCCUCUUCCUGGUGGUGGUGGAUGCAUGACCUGGUGUCUGCCCAGCCAGCUCAGCCCUUCCCACGGGUGAGGGCCAGCAGCACCCAGGUCCCACAGUACUGUAGUUCACUAUUGGAAACAAAGGGAUAUUGAGACUAGACAACCUUGUUUAAAAUUACCCAUAUGUAAAAGCUAAGGCUAAGACCAGUACGAUAGGCCUAGAACAACCACUAAACUGUAGCAUUAUAGUGACAAACUCUGGCUUUUUCAGCCACUUAUUGACCAAAUCAAUGAUGAGUAUUCUGGGGUGGGGCAGAGGGAAGCAAAACUGGUUUCUUCUGUAUUUUGUAUUGUAUGUUUCUUCAUGUAACCAAUCAGUAUCUUGUCAAUAUAGUACAUACAACUAGCUGCCUGUUGUCUUUAUUUGUGUUGGACUCUAGCAUGCCAACUCUCUCUUUUUUUUUCUAUCUCCGGUUCUGUCGUAAUGCACUAAUCCUGUUGCAACUUUUGCAAAAAUCUUGUAUAGAAAAUUGUCCUUUUUUUGAUGGUUGUGAUGCCACUAAUGUUGUUAACCCUACUCUGGUGUGAAUACACUUGGUUUACUGAUGUACAGAGGUGGGGUGGGGGAAACCUCGGAUAACUUGUCAGUGGAAACAAUAUGUAUUACGAAAGCCUGUAAUUCCACAAAGUAUGAAGGGAGGUAUUAAAAUGGCUUCUGUUGCCAGACUCUAACUGAUGUUGGCUGCUGCCUAGUGCCUAAUGCAAUGUCUUAUGCAUACUGGUAUUUAAGAGGAACUGUCAACCUAGUCUUCAUCACAAACUUCAGUUUUGUGUGAUUAAAAACAAAAUUUUUAUAAACCUAUCAUAAUCAACCAUGUUCAUGUUUCUUAAUCAGCUCAAACCAGAAAGGGGAGUGGACCAGAAUGUAACAGUUGUGCUGGAGGCUGAGAUGUGCUAGGCUGCUUGUGGUGCGUACAACACCCGGCUCUUCCGUAGGGAUGCGUGGCCUUCCUUUCCUGGGCAGGGAGCAACAUGGGCAGCUUGCCCUCAGACCUGUGGGCUCUGCUGGCUCCCUCCAGGGGCAGGAACUCCUUACAGAGAGGCUGCAGGUGGUUCAAUAAGCUUGUGGUGUGCUGUGCAGUGGCAUGCAAGGAAGUUUGAGGUAAAUAGUGGGAGUUUUUAAUUGCUUCUAGGGAAACUACCCACAGCUUGAGGUGGGGGGAGCUUGGCUUGACAAGUGGACAGGCUUAGGAAUACUGUGCUCAAGUAUUAAUGAACAAAAUGGCUCUGUCCCUGGUGGAUGAUGGCCUUGAAAGGUGCUGCUCUCCUGUUGCUGCUGCAUGGACUCUUGAGAUCCUUACAGCUGUGGGUGAGACCUGGAGUCAAUAUGGAAAACAGAGCAUCCCCUUGCAGCUCUGCCGCUACCAUGUGUGCUGCUGGGCCAGCACCAUUCGUGCUUGGGAGAGCUUGAAGAUUGUGAUGUGCUGAUGCUUGAACCUGCUGUUCCUCAGCUGCGUGGCUGCUGCUGAAUCUCUGCGAGAGGCACAGCUACAGUCGACUGCGACCAGCCCCGGGCUGGGCUUGCCCUCGGCUGGCAGCGUUGGGGCUAUGAAAGCUCUGCUGGGUACCUGCGAAUAAAGUUGUCUGUGUGAACAGCCUU
Molecule: messenger RNA, 2700 nt
Organism: Egretta garzetta (little egret)
Lineage: Eukaryota; Metazoa; Chordata; Aves; Pelecaniformes; Ardeidae
Gene: RAB5C
Product: RAB5C, member RAS oncogene family
Exons: 5
Coding region: 194-844 (216 amino acids)
Molecular function (GO): GTPase activity; GTP binding
Source: RefSeq, a predicted model, not a curated record